This is a messenger RNA of Dermacentor andersoni, 1013 nucleotides long. Its product is annotated as transcription elongation factor 1 homolog. Gene Ontology annotation, biological process: transcription elongation by RNA polymerase II. Gene Ontology annotation, cellular component: transcription elongation factor complex. Gene Ontology annotation, molecular function: RNA polymerase II complex binding. Lineage: Eukaryota; Metazoa; Arthropoda; Arachnida; Ixodida; Ixodidae. The record is from RefSeq and is a predicted model, not a curated record.
GGCUUGUGCGAUAUUCUAACUUGCACGCGCGUUGUUUAUCGCGGCAAAUCGUUGUCCCCGUCCUGGCGGUAUAACUUAGCCGUGAACAGACUUUGGCUGCUCUGCUACAUUCGGGAAGAAAAUUUGAGACGUGUACUCCGAUCAAGCUGCAUUUUCUUUGCAGCACGCUGCCUCGACCUUCUUUUGGCUAGUUGGCCUUUAACGAUGUGUCAGAUGAUCCGUUAAAACAGCCCGGGAGCGGCAGGAGUUGUUCGGACCUGUCACGCCUGUCUGGGCGUUUCAGUGAAACAGCUGAUGGCGACGUCUCUUUUUUAAUUAAUGGCGCGCAUCGGAUCGGCGCAUUAGUGACGCUUCUUUACCUUUAUUUGGUGCCCUAUCACUCCGACAGGAAUUUCAUUUGGACCCGUUCUGUGCCCAGCUUGAAGGAUGGGAAGACGCAGAAGCAAGCGAAAGCCGCCUCCGAAACGCAAGAACAUCGAACCCCUGGAGACGCAGUUUAACUGCCCCUUCUGCAACCACGAACGGUCGUGCGAAGUCAAAAUGGACCGGCAACGGAAUACAGGUCGAAUCACCUGCAGAGUUUGCCUGGAAGAUUUUCAGACGGCGAUAAACUACCUCUCGGAAGCCAUCGAUGUCUACAGUGACUGGAUCGAUGCCUGCGAGAGCGCAAACCAGUAAGGCAGGAAGGACCCCCCUGUCCAUCAUGUACAUAUUGUCCAUAAGAAUCACAGGUGGAAAGGAGUGUCAUCGGAGCGUGCUUGUCCGACCACAAUGUGUGUGUGCGUGUGCAAGAGCUUCCAUCUCUCAGUGUUGUGUCGUCGUCCCACCAAGCGGUGUGCGGACCACAAGCAAGACCCCCCCCUUCCCAGCGCCAUUGGUGUUGUGCCCAUUAGCAUCUGUAAGCCAGUGCCCAGAAGCACACGUAGUGCUACUUCUCCUCAUUUCAUGAUGUGCUGCAGUCUCUUGUAAUGUUCGAUGGUUGGGGAAACCAAUUAAAAUCUGUUUUAUGUUGC